AUGGCUCCUUACACUGCCAAAUGGGGAAUUUUGGCUACCGGAGGUAUCGCUGAAUGCUUCACCAAGGAUCUUCUCACAGAUCCUGCCGCUCGCGACGUUAGCGACGUCACCCACGAGAUUGUCGCAGUCGCCUCCUCCAGCUCUGUCGACCGGGCCCGCGAUUUCAUCAAGAAGAUCGAUGGCCCUUCUUCAGCCGCUGCUUAUGGCUCCUACGCUGAGCUUGUCGCGGAUCCCAACGUCAACAUCAUCUAUGUCGCUACUCCUCACAGCCACCACUUCCAGAAUGCCAUGUUGGCUCUUGAGGCAGGAAAGAACGUUCUCUGCGAAAAAGCCUUGACCGUGACUGCAGCACAAACCAAGAAGCUGUAUGAGGUUGCCAAGGCCAAGAACCUCUUUUUCAUGGAGGCUGUCUGGACACGAUACUUCCCUCUGAGCAUCAAGGUGCGGGAAUUGAUUCAGUCCGGUGCCAUUGGUGAUGUUUAUAGAACCUUUGCCGACCUUUCAUUCAAUAAGAACACUGAUAGCGGCGACCUUGAGUUCCCUGACUCGAACCGUAUGGUCAACCCCGAUCUUGCAGGUGGUGCUCUGCUUGAUCUCGGCAUUUAUUCCUUGACUUGGGUCUUCCAGUCUCUGUACCACGUUCAGCCUGAAGCUGAUAAGGAGGCGCCUAACGUAGUCGCUUCCAUCAACAAAUACCGAACUGGCGCAGACGAGUCAACGAGCAUCAUCUGCCAGUUCCCAAAGCACAAGAGCGUUGGUAUCGCCACCACCUCCUUGCGCAUAGCAACAGACGUCGAUGGCCAUUACACCGGCGGCCCUGCGAUUCGAAUUCAAGGUUCCAAAGGCGAAAUUCAAGUCACAGGUCCUGCAUUCCGACCGACUGAAUACAAGGUGAUCGCUUCAGACGCCAAUGGUAAGGUUGAGGUCGUGACCUGCCCGAUCCCAACUGACCCCAAGCGUAACAACUGGGGUCAUGGUAUGUUCUGGGAGGCUGAUGAGUGUGCGCGAUGCUUGCGCGAUGGAAAGAAGGAGAGCGCCUCGAUGCCUUGGUCUGAGAGUAUUGCUAUCAUGGAAGUCAUGGAUAGUGCACUGAAGCAGGGUGAUGUGACAUACCCUGAACUCAUCACCACUGAUGUCUUCGAUGCCAACAGUCCUCUCAACACUGGCAAGAAAUAA
Messenger RNA from Fusarium coffeatum, 1176 nucleotides. RefSeq lists its product as uncharacterized. The transcript has 3 exons. Gene Ontology annotation, molecular function: nucleotide binding. The record is from RefSeq and is a predicted model, not a curated record. NCBI's taxonomy places the organism in Eukaryota, Fungi, Ascomycota, Sordariomycetes, Hypocreales, Nectriaceae. The coding region runs from base 1 to 1176 and encodes 391 amino acids.